Hemibagrus wyckioides is the source of this 858-nucleotide messenger RNA. It is a transcript of the gene cmc4, whose product is annotated as C-x(9)-C motif containing 4 homolog (S. cerevisiae). The record is from RefSeq and is a predicted model, not a curated record. The transcript has 2 exons. The coding region runs from base 97 to 315 and encodes 72 amino acids. NCBI's taxonomy places the organism in Eukaryota, Metazoa, Chordata, Actinopteri, Siluriformes, Bagridae. Gene Ontology annotation, cellular component: mitochondrial intermembrane space.
GGGUGGAGAAGUUGUUGGUAUUUAUCCAACGCUGUUGCUUUCUACAGCAGGGGGAAGAAGUGAAGGACGUUUUUGACGCGUUUUUAAGCCAAGCAGAUGCCGCUGAAGGAUCCGUGUCAGAAGCAGGCUUGCGCCAUACAGAAGUGUUUACAAGCCAACAACUACAUCGAAAGUCGGUGUGAGGAUGUGAUCCGGGCGAUGAGAAAGUGCUGUGAGGUUCAUACAGGAAAGAACUCUGUGUGCUGCACCGGGUUUACACAGGAACACAAAAACACUGAGGAUAAAUCCGAGCGAACUGAACUACCUAGAACAUAAUAUCAUCUGUUUAAGACAUGCAUAUAUAUACACAUACACUGUAUGGCCAAAAGUAUGUCCACCCUGACCAUCACAAUUUUCCUUCACUGGAACUAAGACUCCCAAACCCUGCUCCAUCACGACAAAGUCCCUGUGCACAAAGCAGCACCACCAUGAAGACAUGGUGUGGAGGUGAAGGUUGGAGAAAGUGGAAGAACUGGAGCGUCCUGCACAGAGCCCCGAGUCUGACUCAACCCCACUGAACACCCUUUGGGAUGAACUGGAGUCUCGUCAACAUCCCAACAUCAGAGUCUGAUCUCACUAAUGCUCUUGUAGCUGAAUGAACACACAUCCUCACAGAUACCCUAGGAUCUAGUGGAAAGCUUUCAGAGAAGAGAAGAGUGGAGCUCAUUACAACAGGAAAGAGGAGAAUAAAUCUGGAUUAAGACGUUCAACAAGAACGUAUGGGUGUGAUAGUCAGGGUGCACAGACUUUUGGCUGUAUAUAAUAUAAACGUGCCACUGUUCAUUGUUCUAAAAAUGUGCUUCAGUGUUGAUUAAAAGA